Messenger RNA from Lactuca sativa (garden lettuce), 1329 nucleotides. RefSeq names its product protein FAR1-RELATED SEQUENCE 1. NCBI's taxonomy places the organism in Eukaryota, Viridiplantae, Streptophyta, Magnoliopsida, Asterales, Asteraceae. Gene Ontology annotation, molecular function: zinc ion binding. The record is from RefSeq and is a predicted model, not a curated record.
AUGGCUUUUAAAACGACUUUUGGGCGAGAACCAACUGUGUUGAUGACAGAUCAAGACGCAGCUAUCAAGCAAGCGAUUCCAGCAGUUUUCUCACCAUCUUGUAGGCAUCGAUUGUGUAUGUGGUACAUAUCACAAACGUUCACCGACAAGUUGGGUUCCCAUAUGUCAAAGACGGGGGUUUUGCAACGAUUAAACGAUGUUAUAUGGAAUGAACGAAUCAAUACAAGAGAGUUUGAAAUAGAAUGGCAAAGGAUAAUGGAUGAGUAUGAGUUAAAUGAUAACAAAUGGUUUAAAGAUAUGUUUGCAAUUCGUGAUAAAUGGAUUCCUGCCUAUUUCAAGGAUUGCCACUUUUCAGGGUUAAUGCGAACGACAUCAAGAUGUGAAGAUGAAAAUUAUUUCUAUGGGUUGAUGACAAAUACAUAUUUGCAUUUAAUUGAGUUUCUCGGUCAUUUUGAAACGGCAAUGGAAGCACAACGUUGUGUUCAACGUAAAAAUAAUCAUGAUUCCCGCUACAUAAAUCCUGAUAUUAAAACAAACUUGUUGAUUAAAGAGGAGGCAUCUGAGACCUUUACACGAAAUGUGUUCUUUGAAAUCCAAAAGGAGAUAAUGGCAUCCAUGCUUACAUGUUACUCAAUUAAAGUCGAAGAAUAUGACAGAAUUAAUAAAUUCAGCAUCAAAGAUACUGACAAAGACGUUAAGCAUUUUGGUGUUUUUGAGGUUUCAUUCAUGAAAUCUGAUUGCACAAUUACUUGCUCUUGUUUACGCUUUGAAUUAACCGGGUGCCUAUGUAGACACUACUUUUAUGUAUUAAGGAUGUCAGGAGUAGAACAUUUCCCUAGAAAAUAUGUUUCAAGAAGAUGGACAAAGGAUGUGGUAUCGACUCCAUCAAGUGGGUAUAAUAUGUGUCAGUCUCCUAAAGAUGAUGCAAAUGAUGCCUCUAAAUCAAAGAUCCGGGACAUAUACUAUUCUGUUGACUAUUGUGUUGAUCGGCUAGUUUCUAAUAUGGAAAAGUUAAAGUUGUAUCGAGAGAAACUAAGGGAGAUGACGCAAGAAGUUGAUGAAGAUACAAGAAGUGUACAACCCAUGACGAACAGAGGCUUCAUUGAAGCGGUGUUUGGUGUUGAGAAGCGAGAUGAAGUAAAUGUUAAAAUUCCAGAAGGAAUUAGAAACAAAGGUAGUGGGUCGGUUAAGAAAAGGGUGAUAGGAGAAAAAGAGAUGGCGAUUUUGAAGGCUAAAAGGGGUUCGAGAAAAUGUGGACGAUGCGGGGAGUAUGUUGAUCAUAAUGCUCGUACUUGCAAGAAAAAAGCAAAUGACUCUGCUUCUAAAUAG